ACUAAAAAAAAAAAAGUCCACGCGGAGAAUCCGACGUCUCCUCCAGUUUCCUCUUUCCUGCCGAGACAACUCCAGCUUUUCUGCAUCUGCUCCUCGUCCACGGACGUACACCCGACUGACAACGUUACCAAGGUCCCGUACACGCGCGGCCGUCCACUGGAUCGGUUCUACGGGAGUCGGACCCGCCGGCGAAGCUUCCUCCUCUGUUGAGUAAAGCAUAAACAAGCUCGCCGUUUCGGCGACACCAGAGUAAACGUUGCGCCGACGACACCACCAAAACCAAGACACCCGCUGAAGUGAACCAAUCCACUCCCACACAUCACAUCACCAAACCCCACGGCGCACGCAGGCGAAGACAUGCGCGCCCAGAUGCCGGAGAGGAGUAAGAGCCGGCCUCGGCUUGCCGGCGUCCGGGUGGGGCGGUCGCCGCUGCCGCCGGCGGCGUCCCACCGCCGCAGGAGUGGGAGCGGGAGCGGCGCCUGGAGGCUUCGGACGGCCGUGCGCCCGGCGCAGAAGUCGUCGCGGUCGCGGACGCGGCGGGAGGGGAAGGGUAGGGCCCUCGCGCGCUCCGCGUCCGAGCCGGCGCUCUGGUUCGGCGCGUCCGUGCAUGCCGUGCCAGAUGGGCUCUCGAUCUCCCCGCCAUCCCCGCCGCCGCCGCCGCUCGAUCGGCCGCACACCUGCUUCGACGUCUUCGCCCCGGACUCGCCCUUCGACCGCUCCCCCUCCACCGCCUCCCUCAUCAAGUCCAACCCCCGGGAGGAGGCGAAGGUGGUGGUGAGCGUGACGGUGGAGGGGAGCGUCGGGCCGGUGAAGGCGAUGGUGUGGCUGGGCGCUAGCGUCGGAGAGGCCAUUGCGGCGGUGGUGGAGAGGUACGCCAGGGAGGGGAGGACCCCGCGCCUGGACCCGGCCGCGGCAGAGGGUUUCCAGCUCCACCACUCCCACUUCUGCCUUCAGAGUCUGAACAAAAAUGACAAAAUUGGAGAUGUGGGAGGUAGAAGUUUCUACCUACAUAAGAAUGAUGGAACUAAUGGGGUUUACCUCCAGAGCGAAGAACCUGAUGUAAAUUCAAGUGGUAGUGAAAUGACACGUAGCUAUGAAGGGCAACUAACCGGGUCUCCAUAUCACUGUCAGGUCUUCACCAUUGUCAUCAAGAAGCUGGAUAAAAUUGGCAGGCGGACGAAAAGGAUCUGGAGGUUCAUCACCUGCGAUAACUGUUCAUGACGAAUUGACAUGGAUCUGUGGAUGGUGUGAUACACGUCCAAGUAUGGUAUAAUCCUAGUAGUAGUUAACCAGAGUACGGUGUGCCGGCGUGGUACACAUCCAUUAAUGCUUAGCGAUUAUUCCCAUUAGGGGUGUGAAGUCAAGUUAUAAUUUUACUUUUCACCAUGCACUGUAGUGUGAAAUUUGGAUCAUCCGUCUGUGAUCCAACAGCCCACAAAGAUUUGAAGUCACCUGACUUCUGGUGAAGUCAGGAGAUCUCAGUCCAGGUACAUAGAUCUUUCUUCAGAAUUAACCGUGGAAAAAAUCAUAGCUAAGCCAUAGUAAAGAUUUCCAGCAGUAACUUCCUGAAUAAUGUCAGCUACUUUUAUUAACAGCUGACGAUGUAUCUGUGGGUUGUGACUUGUGAGAAAUAUAUUGACUUCCAGAUGUCAGCUUAUUUUCAUCGACAGCUGACGAUGUAUCUGUGGGUUACCUGAAGUGUAACUUGAACAUAAAAGAGGAUAAUGCUUAACAGUUUGGCAUCUGUUUUUA
Messenger RNA from Phragmites australis (common reed), 1752 nucleotides. RefSeq lists its product as uncharacterized. Bases 358 to 1221 code for a protein of 287 amino acids. The record is from RefSeq and is a predicted model, not a curated record. NCBI's taxonomy places the organism in Eukaryota, Viridiplantae, Streptophyta, Magnoliopsida, Poales, Poaceae. The transcript has 3 exons.